GUCAGACAGCUCCAACCUCCAGGGACACCUCGCAACGGGCCCAACGAGUGACAACGACAGCCGUCACAAUGCUCUUGCUUGACUACCAGAACGUUCUCAUUGAGUCUGUUCUCAAGGAACGAUUCGCACAAGAUGCCCCUCCCGCUUCCAUUGACCAGACUGUUUCCGACUUCGACGGCGUAACUUUCCACAUCUCGACCCCCGAAACGAAGACAAAGAUCCUGCUGUCAAUUCAAAUAAGAUGCUUCCGAGACUUAGUCCAGCACGGCGCUGAACAAGUCCUCCAGCGCGAAUACGGCGACUACGUGACCAGCACCGAACCAGGCUAUGAUUUCUCCGUUCUGAUCGAUGUGGAGGGGAUCACGGGCGAGAAGGAGGAACGCGAUGCAUUGGCACUCAAGUUUGCCCUGCUGAAGCGCAAUGCUAUGGCUGCGCCGUUUGAGGCUGCGUACCAGGAAUACUACCAGCUCAAGGAGGAGGCUUCGAAAUUCACUUCCGAGGAGGCUCCCAAGGGCGUUCUGGAAGGAGGGCAGGUCAAGGCGAUCCACUACCGUGAGGAGGAAGCCAUUUACGUCAAGGCGAGCCACGACCGAGUCACGGUGAUUUUCAGCACCAUCUUCCGCGAAGAAACCGACAGAGUAUUUGGAAAGGUCUUCAUCCAGGAGUUUGUGGACGCAAGGCGGAGGGCUAUCCAGAAUGCGCCGCAGGUGCUGUUCAGGAACGACCCACCUCUGGAACUACAAGGUGUGCCUGGGAUCAAGACGACAGACGGGGAGAAGGUUGGCUACGUCACAUUUGUGCUCUUCCCUCGCCAUCUGACGCCUCAGCGUAUGGAAGAUGUGAUCUCGCACAUCCAGACAUUCCGCGAUUACUUCCAUUACCACAUCAAGGCCUCGAAAGCAUACAUCCACUCCCGAAUGCGCAAGCGCACAGCCGACUUCCUUCAAGUGCUGCGCCGCGCCCGGCCCGAGAACGAAGAAAAAGAGAGGAAGACGGCCAGUGGAAGGACAUUCAAGGUCCAGGGCAGUUGAGUGCCAGCUCUUGCUACAGCUGCGACAGGUGCACUCGGCUUGGGCGUAGGCCCAGGGCCAUCAGUGGAGCUGCCUGGUAUUCACAUAAAUUUAAGCGUAUAAAUACACAUUUGACUCACCUAC
Messenger RNA from Emericellopsis atlantica, 1154 nucleotides. RefSeq names its product Arp2/3 complex, 34 kd subunit p34-Arc-domain-containing protein. The transcript has 5 exons. Gene Ontology annotation, molecular function: structural constituent of cytoskeleton; actin filament binding. Gene Ontology annotation, cellular component: Arp2/3 protein complex; actin cytoskeleton. Gene Ontology annotation, biological process: actin filament polymerization; Arp2/3 complex-mediated actin nucleation. The record is from RefSeq and is a predicted model, not a curated record. NCBI's taxonomy places the organism in Eukaryota, Fungi, Ascomycota, Sordariomycetes, Hypocreales, Bionectriaceae. Bases 69 to 1031 code for a protein of 320 amino acids.